Messenger RNA from Acanthochromis polyacanthus (spiny chromis), 5890 nucleotides. RefSeq names its product niban apoptosis regulator 2a (gene niban2a). The transcript is spliced from 14 exons. Lineage: Eukaryota; Metazoa; Chordata; Actinopteri; Pomacentridae. The coding region runs from base 1610 to 4147 and encodes 845 amino acids. The record is from RefSeq and is a predicted model, not a curated record.
ACGGGGACAACUCAGUAAACAUAAAAUUAUUGUGACGAUACGUUUUCAGUGUUCUGUACACAUGUUGUACACAUCAGUGUUGUCUGGAGUCAAUCUGACCCCAGGCUUUCUGCUGUAUGAAACAUAGAGGAAAUAUCAACAGUUUAGUUUUGUUUUGGUUGUUUUGGAUGAUAUUAAGGUCACUAUAACAUGCAAUUUUAGAAUCUUCAGAAAACUUCAGGGCCCUAAACUUUUUGAAAUUGUGUUUGCAUUUUCCUCGGGUCGAAUUGACCCGGCACAUAAUAUAUUGUCAUAUUCUUCCAUCCAUCCAUCCUCUAUACACCGCUUAAUCCUUAUGAGGGUCAUGGGGCUGGAGUCUAUCCCAGCUGACUCGGGCAAAGGCAGGGGACACCCUGGACAGGUCACCAGUCUGUCACAGGGCUACAUAUACAGACACACAAUCACACUCACAUUCACACCUACGGCCAAGUUAGAGUAAUCAGUUAACCUCAGCAUAUUUUUGGACUGUGGGAGGAAGCCAGAGAAAACCCACGCAUGCACAGGGAGAACAUGUAAACUCCUCAGGAAGACUGGGAUGUGAACCGGCGAUCUUCUAGCUGCAAGGCAAAAGUGCUACCGACUAUGGCACUGUGCAGUCCUGUUACUAUUCUUGAUAACAGAAAUCGUUUUUCAUUCCAAAUGUUACAGAGAACAAAAAUAUGUACUUUGAAAUAAUAUAAAGCCAACAAAGCACCAAAGAGAUAUCUCUUUCUGAUUUUAUUGUGAUCUGAAAAUGUCUCCAUAGUCGCGUACCAGGUAUUCUGGAUGUAUGAAAGGAGUGAGUGGGAAGUUGUUUUAAUGAAAGGGCUAUUUAGGUAGUGAACAAAAAGACAAAGUACCUGACAUAAACUUGAGAAACAAUUUUAAUUGUAAUUACUGUCUGGAGGUUUAAAUUGCUGGAGUCAAACUGACCUCAAGGAUAAAAGAUGUUCGCAAAUUUGAAGGGAAGUAUUUCUAUUCUAUUCCAAAUGUGAUGAUUUGACAUUGAACACUGCAGUCAAUUUGCAAACUUUCCACAAGGGGGUAGCAUCUAUCUUAGUGUAGGAAAAUGCCAACAUCAGGUACAAUGGGAACAGUUGACUCACUGUGCAAAACUUCAGCUCAUCUGGAGUUUGAGAAUAGCAUUAAAAUGAAUUAAAUAGUCAUUGAAAACCAUGUUAUUCACUGGUUUGACACUAAACAAGCAUCCAACGCAACACUCCAGUAGGUACUGAACUUGUUACUGGUCUGUACCGAGCUCCUGGUUCUGGCCACACCCUUGGCAGGGCCGACUGAACACGUCGGACCAGUGAUGACUCCCAGAGGGUGUGUCCUGCCUGGUUGAACCAGAGCAGCCUUCACCUCCUCCUCCUCCUCCUCACCGGCUGGGAGGUUUGUUCCCAGCCUGCCUCAGUCCACCUCCUCCAGGCUUCACAGAAACUCAGCAGCAGCGCAGAGCCCAAAAAACGCCUCUCAGGAGGGUGAAAGUGAAGCAAAUUCCCAGCGGGUUUAACUGGAAACUGCUGGAACUACCACCAAAGAUUCAAGUUGGACUAACCGGCUGAGGACAUUUGCAGGAUCUCCUGUAACCAUGGGGGACGUGGUUUCCUCUCACCUGGAUGAGGGCAGGCGGGAGAUGAUUACAGCUAGGACCAGAGACGUGAUGAAACAGUUUGGCGACGUGUACGAGCAGCAGUACGCCGUCGCUCUGUUCAACAGCGUUCGCUACGAGAUCGAAGGCGGAGGAGGAACCCAGUCGCAGCUGCUUCACAGAAAGGACCCUCUGGCAGGUCGGUCCAUCUUCUCAGGGAGUCUGUUUCAGUACCUGGAGGAGAAUCGGAAGUGGAGGAAUCGCUUCGUAUCGGUGCCAAACAGCUACAACAUCGACCUCUAUGAGAGUAAAACAGCACAUGAACGAGGGCUGCAUCCUAAAGUAACCAUCAACUGUGCUGGGUACAAAGCUCUGGGUUCAAUGGAGGAGUACAUGGAGCUGAUUAAUAACAGCCUGCCAGGUAUCAAGGCCAAAGUGGGAAACCAUCCAUUCAUCAAGUGUGCCACUCAGUUCCCCCUGAUCCUGUGGCAUCCAUACGCCCGCCACCAUUACUUCUGUGUGAUGACUGAGAAGGAGCAUAAGAAGUGGCAUGCAGUGCUGCAGGACUGUGUCAGACACAGCAACAAUGCUGGUCUUUCAGAGGACUGCACUGUUCAAACUCCAGCCUUCACCGACUCUGUGAGGCUCCACAGACAGGCCAAAGGACACUACGGGACCUGGGAUAUGAUGUGUGGAGAGCCGCCACAGAUUUUGGCUAAUCUGGUGAUGGAGACCCUCCACCCCGAGCUGAGGAAUGUGAUUGGUCCUCGUCUGAAGGGGAAGUUGCAGCAGAGGCAAAGGAACUGGAUGUUGAUCUCUGAUGCAGUGUACAAGCAGGUGUUGUCUCAGACCACGGGGCAGUAUGAAGCUCUGGUGGAAGCCUGCGAGGCCCAAAAAGCUCCACUGGACGCCAGGCUGCGAACCGACAUGGACCAGAUCAUCACGUCUAAGGAGCAUGUCAACAGCAAGAUACGAGCUCUGGUCCUGCCCAAAGCCGAGCAGCUCCUCCGGACCAGCGUCCAGCCCUACAUCAGCUCCAUCCUGGAGGCCCUGAUGGAGCCCACCAGCCGGGGUUUCUCUGAGGUCCGGGACGUCUUCUUCAGGGAGCUGGUGGAGAUCAGCAAGAACUCCAUUAACGGAGGAGGCAAAGAAAAGCUGGGAGAACAAAUGGAGCGGCUCUCCAUGCUUGCCUUCCACCCGGUGAAGAUGCAGAGCUGCUAUGAGAAGGUGGAGGAGCUCAACCUGGAGGGUCUGCAGCAGAGGUUCGACGUCUCCAAUCCAUCCGUGUUCAUCAGCAGGGCCCAGAUCCUUAUGAGGGAGCAAAUGGACAACGCAGUGUACACAUUCGAACAGCUGCUCAACCAAUCUUUAGAAGCUCAGGGAGAAGAAAACAUGGUCAAAACCAUCCAGCGAUGCCAAGACAGAGUUCUGAAGAAAUACGACUAUGACAGCAGCACGGUGCGUAAGAAGUUCUUCAGAGAGGCUCUGCUGCAGAUCAUCAUCCCCUACAUGCUGCAGCAGCUUUCACCGUCCUGUUCGCCUGAACUUCCUCGCUUCAAGGAGCUAAUCUUCGAGGACUUCUCCCGAUUUCUGCUGGUGGAAAACAUGUUUGAGGAGGUGGUGCUGCAGUCAGUCACCAAAGACAUAAUGAUGGCUGUGAAGGAGGCGGCAGUGCAGAGGAGACACAACCUCUACAGGGACAGCAUCAUCCUGACCAACAGCGACCCAAACCUCCACCUGCUCGGGGAAACGCCUGGAGUGGACUGGGCCGCCAAAUUCGGAGGCGAGGAACCGGACGGCUCUGUGGAAGCCGAAGACAGAGGUUCUGGGAGGAGACGCAAGCAGGUGGUGUCCAUGAUCCAGCUGGACGGGGUUCCUCUGCCCUACGAGUCUUGCCUGGAGGUGCCGGGGGUGGAGCUCAUCCCCGAGGAGGACGCCGAGGCCUGCAAGGAGGAGGAUCAGGAGGACGAAGAGGAGGAGGAGCUUGGUCUGCCUGCGGAGCCAAAGUCUCCUGACAGUGUGAACGAAAUCAGAGACUUGAUCAACCCGGUGGUGGAGGUGGUGCUGCCGGUGACCGAGGAGGAGAAGAGCGACGUGACCAACGGGACGGAGCAUGCCAGCGGCACCAUCGUCAUGGAGGACGGCGUGCAGGAGGAGGUGACCCACGUGACCACCGUCGUAGAUGAUCGACCCAGGACGUCACCGCGAGACAAGAUGUCUCCGCAGAUGAUCCUGAAGCAGCUGGUGGGAAACAAGAAGCAGGAAGCCGACAAGGAGGAAGCAGCCAUCAAGAACGCCAUCGAGGAAAUAGAGAUCGCUGUUCGGGAAGACGAACGGGUUGCCGAGGAACCCGCAGCAGAAUCAGAUGGAGAAUCCUCGCCACCACCGGUCCCAGACUCUCGCUCACGUGACGACAGCGGCUUCCAGUCGCCGACCAAUGAGGGGCCGGAUGACGGCGAGCCUCAGCCAAUCACAAACGGUCUGAACAGGGAUGACAAAGUCGUCGAUCCUGCAGAAGUGGAAGUGAUUUUAGCGUGACAAUCCUCUGCAUGGUUCGUCUAAAACUGGAGAAAAACCGCAGGGAGGAAGUAGAAGUGUCCCAUUUACUGAAAGAGAAUGAAUAAUUGUAUUUAAGGGUUUAAAUAUGCAUUUUCUUUACUGUCGUUGUACUCACUAAACCAACACUCUCAUACGCCUCUCGACUUCUUUUUAAAACGUACAGCAUCUCAUGGUGAUCGGUUCGCUCUAUGCAGCUUAUUUUCUGUUGGUUUUCACAACGCAAUCAACAUAUCUGGUAGAAACUAGCUAAGGCCACAGGCUGAGGGUUCUAAGAUGGUUUUAAAAACUUACUAAAUAGGGGAAAAAGUCAGAUGUUUCCAGAUGUUUAAGGUUUGUUCAAUGUCUGGAGUUUAUCUGGUUAAAUAAGUUAUAAAUCAUCUUUUGUUCUGCAGGCCUCUAACGUGCAUGUUGUCUAUCUGGGCAGUAGGGGGCGCCACAGCUACACUUUCCAUGUUUCUGCAUCUCUAUGUUCAUUUUAUCUACUAAAACGUUCAAAUACCGCUGUCCAUUUGUGUAAUAUGUAAUUUUAUAAACAUGUAAUUUGUUUACUUUGUAAGCAUUUCUUCUUAUGUGCAAACGGCCUUAAAGUUUCAACGUGUUUCGGCGGUUAACAGUCAGGGAAUGAUUUAAUACAUCCACAGCGAUUUGAAAAAGCAAGAUGUCUAUUUUUUAUAUGUAUCUUGGGAGAAAUUAUUGUUUCUUGCGACUUUGCCUGUAGGUCUAGAGAUGACCGAGACACAGUAAUGGCUCUUCAACAAGGAGGAUUUGACGAAAUUGUAAUCAAAGGAUGAGAUAUAAUUGAUUACGUUGAUUUCUAAUGCUGCCGUUUAUUUCACUUCCAUACUGUUUUUUCAGCCUCACUGUAAGUACAUUGAAUCAAAUACAAGAAAUGACUAUUUAAAACCAAUCUUUUCUUAUUUAAUUAAAUAUUUCUGAGUCAAGAGCUCAUUCAAACUUACUGUAAAUCAUAAAAUGACUCCAAUUCCUGUUAUAAAACAUUCUGUGACUGUCUAGUAAUCCUACAGUUAAAGUAUAUUUUGGGGAUAUGUAAUUGCCAGAUCACUUGUUAAAGGUUUUCCUGUAAAAAAAACUAAACUAAAUACAGUAAAAUCUUGCGCAAGUGUUGCUAAAGUUCACACUUUUGCAAGGUUCUGCUCACCUGCUAAGACUUGAGGUUACACUAACAAUUCUUUUUUUUUUUUUUUGCAAUAUAACAAUUGAAUAGCUAGAAUAGCCACAGAAAUUAGAAUUUUACAAUCACUGUUUCACAUCUGACAACAGUAAAACUUGGGAAAAUGAAAGAUUUGUCUUAAAUUAUAGCUAGACAGGCUAACAGUGGUAAAUAAAGUGCAAACAUAUAAUUUUUACAUCUCAAUUUCUAUUAUAAAAAGCAGCAAAAUACAGUUUUUUUUCUGUAAAAUAAAAAACGAUGUAACCAGAUAGUCAUUUUCAGCGCUGCACACUCUAAUUGUUGAGUUUUUCCUCACUUUUCUGGCACCUGUAGAUGACAAACUAAGCAGCAUUUUAAUGGUAAAUGUAUUCUUCUCCAUGUUGCCACUGUAUCUGUAUCUGAUCAUCCCUUCCACUGGAGAGCCACCGUGUCCUGUUUAUUUAUUUUAAAACCUCUGUGGUGUCUGACAUCCAGGUAUGAACAUCUGUCCUUUGUUUGUACGUGAAGAAUAUAUACAUAUCGAAACGGACAAAUAAAAAAAUCUUUCAUAA